UCUCUAACACACGCAAACUCACAUAGAGAGAGAGAGAGAGGUAGAGGGAGAGAGAAAAGAGAGAUGGGUGAAAAUCUGCAAAGAGUGAGAGUAGUUGGAAAAUAUUCACCGGUAAUAGUAAUGGUGAUAACAAAUGUAGCGAUGGGUUCGGUGAACGCACUUGUGAAGAAAGCUCUUGAUGUUGGUGUGAACCAUAUGGUCAUUGGUGCUUAUCGAAUGACUAUUUCAGCUUUCGUUUUGGCUCCUUUAGCCUAUAUCUUGGAAAGGAAAAAAAGACCGAAGAUAACGUUAAGGCUAAUGGCCGAUCAUUUCAUCAGUGGCAUGCUCGGGGCUAGUUUGAUGCAAUUUUUCUUUUUGCUUGGUCUGUCGUACACGUCAGCAACUGUUUCAAGUGCUUUGGUAAGCAUGUUGCCUGCAAUCACCUUCGCUUUGGCCCUUAUUUUCAGGAUUGAAAAUAUAAAGGUUUUAAAGACCAAAGCAGGGAUGUUGAAGGUGAUUGGAACUCUAAUAUGUAUAAGUGGAGCUUUGUUGUUAACAUUUUAUAAAGGCCCUCAAAUAUCAAUAUCUCACUCUCACCGAGGAGAGACUCCCCGCAGCAACAAUAACAGCAACGACGACGCUCGCCAAGACAAAGCCAAUAAUUGGCUUCUUGGAUGUCUUUACUUAACCAUAGGAACCGUUUUGCUAUCUCUAUGGAUGUUGUUUCAAGGGACCUUAAACAUUAAGUACCCUUGCAAAUACUCAAGCACUUGUCUCAUGUCAGUAUUCGCCGGGUUUCAAUGUGCUCUCUUGAGUCUUUACAAGAAAAGAGACGUUAAUGAUUGGAUCAUCAAUGACAAAUUCGUGAUAAUCGUCAUUAUAUACGCUGGAGUGAUCGGACAAGCAAUGUCGACGGUAGCAACAACAUGGGGAAUAAAGAAAUUGGGAGCUGUUUUCGCAUCGGCGUUUUUCCCAAUUAUUCUAAUCUCCGCUACUCUAUUUGAUUUCCUAAUAUUACACACUCCUUUAUACAUCGGAAGUGUGAUUGGAUCACUAGUGACAGUAACGGGUCUCUACAUGUUCUUGUGGGGUAAGAACAAAGAAACUGAACCAUCAGCUAUAUUGUCUUCUCGGCUGGAUGACGAAGCUCACAAUAUUAAAACUGAUGACGACGACUCUAAGUCUCCCGUUUAAUUUUAAUAUUAUUGUACUUUACAAGUAACGGUUAUAUUAUAGUUAAUGUAUAAGGAGAGAAUGUGAGAUAAAAUAACUUUAUUUAAAGUCUGGAACUCGAAACAUUAACGUUGAGAGUUUGUAAAAUAUUUUCAGUAAUUAUAAUGAUG
Molecule: messenger RNA, 1322 nt
Organism: Capsella rubella
Lineage: Eukaryota; Viridiplantae; Streptophyta; Magnoliopsida; Brassicales; Brassicaceae
Product: WAT1-related protein At1g01070
Exons: 6
Coding region: 64-1173 (369 amino acids)
Cellular component (GO): plasma membrane
Molecular function (GO): transmembrane transporter activity
Source: RefSeq, a predicted model, not a curated record